Messenger RNA from Pseudozyma flocculosa PF-1, 4401 nucleotides. RefSeq lists its product as uncharacterized. Gene Ontology annotation, molecular function: ATP hydrolysis activity; ABC-type transporter activity; ATP binding. The transcript is spliced from 2 exons. Bases 1 to 4401 code for a protein of 1466 amino acids. The record is from RefSeq and is a predicted model, not a curated record. Lineage: Eukaryota; Fungi; Basidiomycota; Ustilaginomycetes; Ustilaginales; Ustilaginaceae. Gene Ontology annotation, cellular component: membrane. Gene Ontology annotation, biological process: transmembrane transport.
AUGAGCCAGCUCGACACCAACGCCCCGGCGAGCGGCCUCAGCACCCCCGACGCCCUCUCGACGACCAACAGCGGCAUCCGCAGCGACCAGGAUCACUCGUCGGUGCAGAUGCAGGAGACGACUACCGCAGACAAGGAAGGUCAGGUCGACGUGCAGCAGGCAGAGAGGCAGUUCUCCAACCUUCAGCAGACCCUCAGCCGUCACAGCCGCGUCCGCAGCGACAAGGGCGAUGGCGAAAAGGACCUCGAGUCCGGCGAGCUCGACGAUGAAGACGAGUUCGACCUGGUCCAGUACCUACGCUCUGUCCAGUCGGAAAACAGCCAGGCGGGCAUCAAGGCUAAGCACAUUGGCGUCUCCUGGCAGGACCUCGAGGUGCUGGGCAACAACAGCAUGUCGCUCCACAUCCGCACCUUCCCGGACGCCAUCAUCGAGACGUUCAUCGGCCCGCUGUUCAAGAUCUACAUGAAGAUCAAGAAGCCCGAGAUGCGCAAGCUCCUCCAGGGCUUCACCGGCUGCGCCCGGCCCGGCCAGAUGACGCUCGUCCUGGGCCGCCCCGGUUCGGGAUGCUCGACGUUCCUCAAGACGGUGGCCAACCAGCGCGCCGGCUUCCUGGGCGUCAACGGAGAGGUGCGCUACGCCGGCAUCGACGCCGCCGAGUUCCGCAAGCGCUACCAGGGCGAGGCCGUCUACAACGAGGAGGACGACGUGCACUUUGCCACGCUCACCGUCAAGCAGACGCUCGACUUUGCUCUGUCGCUCAAGACGCCCGGCCAGAUGGUGCCCGGCCAGACCAAGAGCCAGCUCAACAAGGACGUGCUCAACAUGAUGCUCAAGAUGCUCGGCAUCCCGCACACGGCCGACACCCUCGUCGGCAGCGCCACGGUGCGCGGUGUCUCGGGCGGCGAGCGCAAGCGCGUCUCGAUUGCCGAGGGCAUGUGCUCGCGCGCCGCCGUGCUCAGCUGGGACAACUCGACGCGCGGCCUCGACGCCUCGACGGCGCUCGACUACGCCAAGAGCAUGCGCAUCAUGACCGACAUCUUCCAGCUGACUUCGUUCAUCUCGCUCUACCAGGCGGGCGAGGGCAUCUACGAGCAGUUUGACCGCGUCCUCCUCAUCGAUGAGGGCCGCUGCGUCUACUACGGCCCGCCGGAAAAGGCGCGCCAGUACUUCCUCGACCUCGGCUUCAAAAACUACCCGCGCCAGACGACGGCCGACUUCCUCUCGGGCUGCACCGACCCCAACCUCGACCGCUUCGCCGAGGGCCGCGACGCCUCCAACGUCCCCUCGACGUCCGAGGCGCUCGAAAAGGUCUACAAGGAGUCGUCCAUCUACCGCGACAUCCUCGCCGAGAAGCAGGCCUUUGACGCCGAGACGGCCGCCGACAACCGCGCCGCCGAAGAGUUCCGCCAGGCCGUCCGCGACGACAAGCACAAGGGCGUCUCCAAGAAGAGCAUCUACACGGUCUCCUUCUUCCGCCAGGUCCAGUCGCUCACCCUCCGCCAGAUCCAGAUGGUGCUCGGCAACAAGUUUGACAUCUUUAUGUCGUUUGCCACCGCCAUCGCCAUCGCCAUCAUCGCCGGCUCCGUCUUCCUCAACCUGCCCCAGACCGCCGCCGGCGGCUUCACCCGCGGCGGUGUCCUCUUCAUCGGCCUCCUCUUCAACGCGCUGACGGCCUUCAACGAGCUGCCGAUGCAGAUGGGCGGCCGCCCGAUCCUGUACAAGCAGAUGAACUACGCCUUCUACCGCCCCGCCGCCCUCUCGCUGGCCCAGAUGCUCUCCGACAUCCCGCUCUCGUUCCUGCGCGUCCUCAUCUUCAGCAUCAUCAUCUACUUUAUGGCCGGCCUCCGCCGCACCGCGGGCGCCUUUUUCACCUUCUUCAUCAUCGUCUACGUCACCUACCUCGCCAUGAGCGCCCUCUUCCGCAUCUUUGGCACCGUCUGCCGCGACUACAACGUGGCGGCGCGGCUGGCGGCCAUCAUCAUCUCGGCCCUCGUCGUCUUUGCCGGAUACGUCAUCCCGCGCGACGGCAUGUACCGCUGGCUCUUCUGGAUCACCUACAUCAACCCGCUCUACUUUGGCUUCAGCGCCGUCAUGAUCAACGAGUUCAAGGACCUCAGCCUGGCGUGCGUCGGCCCCUACAUCACGCCGCGCAACCCGCCGGGCCAGAACGUCUACCCCAACGACGUCGGCCCCAACCAGGUCUGCACGCUCCUCGGCUCGUCGCCCGGACAGCAGUUUGUCCCCGGAUCGGCCUACCUCCAGGCCAGCUUCGGCUACACGACCGACAAGCUCUGGCUCUACUUUGGCGUCGUCGUCAUCUUCUUUGUCGGCCUCGUCGCCCUCACCCUCGUCGCCAUCGAGCUCUUCCAGCACGGCCGCUUCGCCAGCGCCCUCACCAUCGUCAAGAAGCCCAACAAGGAGGAGCAGAGGCUCAACGACCGCCUCAAGGAGCGCUCGACGAUGAAGGAGAAGGACGCCAGCAAGCAGAUCGACGUCGAGUCCAAGCCCUUCACCUGGGAAAAGAUCGCCUACACGGUGCCCGUCAAGGGCGGCAAGCGCAAGCUCCUCGACGACGUCUACGGCUACUGCAAGCCGGGCACCCUGACGGCCCUCAUGGGCGCCUCGGGCGCCGGCAAGACGACGCUCCUCGACGUGCUGGCCGACCGCAAGAGCAUCGGCGUCAUCACCGGCGACCGCCUCAUCAACGCGCAGCCCAUCGGCGUCGAGUUCCAGCGCGGCUGCGGCUACGCUGAGCAGCAGGACAUCCACGAGGCCACCGCCACCGUCCGCGAGGCGCUCCGCUUCAGCGCCUACCUGCGCCAGCCGGCUUCGGUGCCCAAGGCCGACAAGGACGCCUACGUCGAGGACAUCAUCGAGCUCCUCGAGAUGGCCCCCAUCGCCGACGCCAUGAUCGGUUACCCGGAAUUUGGCCUCGGCGUCGGAGACCGCAAGCGCGUCACGAUCGGCGUCGAGCUGGCGGCGCGCCCGGACCUGCUCCUCUUCCUCGACGAGCCCACGUCGGGCCUCGACGGACAGACGGCGUACAACGUCGUCCGCUUCCUCAAGAAGCUCGCCGCCUCGGGCCAGGCCAUCCUCUGCACCAUCCACCAGCCCAACGCGCUCCUCUUCGAGAACUUUGACCGCCUGCUGCUCCUCGAGCGCGGCGGACGCACCGUCUACUUUGGCCCCGUCGGCCAGAACGCCGAGCACAUUGUCAAGUACUUUGCCGACAACGGCGCCCACUGUCCGCCCUCGGUCAACAUGGCCGAGUACAUGCUCGACGCCAUCGGAGCCGGCUCGACGAAGCGCGUCGGCCCGCGCGACUGGGCCGACAUCUACCUCGACAGCGACCUCUUCCAGGAGAACCUGGCCGAGAUUGCGCGCAUCAAGGACGAGUGCGCGCGCUCCGGCAACGCCGGCGACGUCCAGGGCGGCAAGGCGUCCGAGUACGCCACGUCGUACAUGACGCAGCUGCGCGUCGUCCUCGAGCGCACCCUGAUCAGCACCUGGAGGCAGCCCGACUACCAGUUCACCCGCCUCUUCCAGCACGCCGCCAUCGCCCUCAUCACGGGCCUCUGCUUCCUCAACCUCAGCAACACGGUCGCCUCGCUCCAGUACCGCGUGUUCGGCAUCUUUAUGGCCUGCGUCCUGCCCGCCAUCAUCCUCGCCCAGAUCGAGCCCUUCUACAUCAUGGCCCGCUCCGUCUACAUCCGCGAGGACUCGAGCAAGAUGUACAGCGGCACCGUCUUCGCCAUCACCCAGCUCAUCUCCGAGAUCCCCUUUGGCAUCGCCUGCGUCGUCGUCUACUUUGUCCUCUUCUACUACCCGGCCGGCUUCCAGACGGGCUCCGACCGCGCCGGCUACUUCUUCGCCAUGCUCCUCUGCACCGAGCUCUUCGCCGUCACCCUGGGCCAGGCCAUCGCCGCCGUGUCGCCGUCGAUCUACAUCGCGUCGCUGGCCAACCCCUUCUUCAUCAUCAUCACCACCCUCUUCUGCGGCGUCACCAUCCCCUACCCCAACAUGCCCCACUUCUGGAAGAGCUGGAUGUACUGGGUCAACCCGCUCACCUACCUCGUCGGCGGCCUCGUCGGAAACGAGCUCCAGGACCUCCGCAUCCAGUGCGCACCCAACGAGUUCGCCACCUUCCAGCCCCCCUCUGGCCAGUCGUGCGUCCAGUGGGCAGGCCAGUUCCUCGACGCCUACGGCGGCUACCUCCAAGAUCCCAACGCCACCGCCGACUGCAGGUACUGCCAGUACUCGUACGGCCAGGAUUUCGCAAACGGCGUCAACAUUUUCGCCUCCGACAAGGGGCGAGACAUCGGCGUGUUCAUCGCCUUUGUGAUUUUCAAUGCCGCGUUCACGGUUAUGGCUUCCAAGUUCCUUCGCUUUGCCAAUCGCUGA